Ornithodoros turicata is the source of this 2888-nucleotide messenger RNA. RefSeq names its product serine/threonine-protein kinase phg2-like. NCBI's taxonomy places the organism in Eukaryota, Metazoa, Arthropoda, Arachnida, Ixodida, Argasidae. The coding region runs from base 333 to 2081 and encodes 582 amino acids. The transcript is spliced from 16 exons. The record is from RefSeq and is a predicted model, not a curated record.
AUCCGUUGUCGUGGCGGAGCGGACGUUUGUUUUGCUUUUUCUCGAGUUGCUGUUUGGGAGCAGACGUGGAACUUCAGUAUUCGUCUGAAUUGUGGCUAUCACUGUGAGGAACUUAACGUUUGGACGAUAUCUGUGUUGUUUUUUUAGGAAACAGUAGCACUGAAGCAGUUGACUGCGCGCUAGUGGCUUUUUGAAGAAGAAGAAGGCGUGUCACCUCUGUGUGUCACGAGACUAUUCUGCUCGUUCCGAACGCGUGUUGUAGAACAUCACUUUGUCUGAGGAAGAAGGACACUUUUGGCGUUCGUGACUUCUCCUUCACAGCUGCAGGGACAAUGUCAUCCACUCCUUCCCGCCGUGACCGGAAGCGAAAACCGAAAGCAAAGCUCAGUUUCGGUUCCUCCAACGGUAGCUCGGGCAACCUGCCAUCCAACAUGUGUGCUAACCUGCCUGAACUCUUCCAACUCUUGAAGAUCCAGAACGAGGAAUUAGAGGUGUCAUCGCAGCUUAAUGGAAAUAUGCUGCACAGCUUUAAUGGGAUGUGUCACGAUACAACAGAGGGCAUUCAAGCCUCCUCAAAGAGGGAGUCCUUCUCCAUGGAGCGGGAGGUGGUUGGUUCGAAACCUGAAGUCUCCCUUUUAAGGGAGGACAAUCGACUGAAGGCAUUAUGCCUUGAGGAGCUUUAUUCGAGGGAGAAUUCAGGCAUUGAAGAGCUGGUUGAGAAGACUAGGUCUUUGCUAAGGGCUGAAGGCCCGUUGGAGGAGAGGGACAUUCUAAAAGGCAUUGGCCUGAAUCAAGACCAAAUAGCAUUGCUGCUCCCUACCACAUUAGGUGCACACCUGGUUGGAACACACAAGGGCUUCCAGUGCGCCAAAGAAGGACCUCAUGAGUACUUCUAUUACUGCUCGGAUGACGACGACGACGACAUUGCUUGUGACAACUCUGAUAGGGGCACAAGUGUGAAGUCUUCGGGCAUUACUACCACCACCACCACUACGUCCACGAAUACCUUGGCCAGUUCAACUGCAACUAUUGGCACAAACACUGUGGAGCACCAUAAUCUGCCAGCUGGCUGUAAAAGUUGGUGCAUGGCCCUUGAGAACAGCUCAUGCAGUAACUCUGCUUACGAGUCUGCAGAGGACGAGGAGGCCUGGGCAAUGCCGAGAUCUGCCACCCCCUUGUCAGUGGGAAGUGGAAUGUCACCUCCACCUGUGGUCAGGGCCCCAGUGGUGAGCCACAACCAAGAAACACAAACUGAACCACCUACAUCGCUGUGGAGGACUGUGGGUGUGAUGACUGACACCACUAGUUCUGCAUCAGUACAGAUCCAGACUGACCAGCCUGAUGAAGCUGCUGUCCUAAAAAUGGCUCUGAAAAAGCGUGAUAUUGAUAUCUCUGAUCUGCAAGAAGCCCUCCACCAGCAAUCUCACGAACAUAGGGAGGAAAUUCAGCAGCUGCACAACAAGAUUUCUAAGCUUCAAGUGCAGCUGCAGAAGGUUGCGGAGGAGAAACAGGCAUCACCACCAUUACCCUCGGUUAAGAAGCAAGCCUCCUCUAAGGAACCUGAAAUUCAUAGCCUUCUCAUUGAACCCAAGAGGGAGACUGUAUCCCUUACAACCAAUGGGGAUCGCAAAGCUUCGGACAAGAAUGAAUUCAGAGACUUCUACGAGAUCCAGAUGAAGAUGGACCAGCAGUCUGGAGGAGGAAGCUGUUCAGACCCAGAGUCCAUGUGGUCGAGUCGUGGAGGGUCCCCCAAGGGAAGCAAGCAGAAAUCUGCACAGGAGGAGAACAUAAUAAGGAGGCUGAAACGUGAAAAACCAAAUUUUACAGAAGCCCAUAUAAGGGAGUACCUGAACAAAUUCAGGGAGGAGCAGUGCGGCCUAACCGGAAUGACAGUCAAAGCAAUCGUGGCGGGCAUCCUUGCACUCAUGAAGAGUGACUCGCUAAGCACUGAUGUCCUGCCACACAUGAGAAAAAGAAGUGCAGCACUUCUCCUGGUUGAAAGGCAAGGCCAGGAGUUUGAACUACGCAAGUCGUCCUGCCGGAAAGGCGCUAAACUUCGUUCUGUACAGGACUGUGCUUGAGGGCAACUGCUGCAGUGAUAAAUUGUUCCCUACAGUUUGUGCUCAAGAAUUUUUGUAAUACAAAGGGUAGUCCAGUGCCAAGUUUUUUUAGUUUGUCUAGUCUUGCAGCCCUGGGGGAGGUGUGAUAAUAGGUGUGAUACAUGAGCACAGCUGAGAGGGUAUAGAUGUGCAUAGAGCAAAACUUGUGAGCAGAACACUGUUCACAAACUGUUUGUCGUGCUCAUUAGUGACUUCAUGGCGCAUGCUGCAAUAAACACUGCAAAUAUGGUAUGAUAUUGUGUGGAGUUUCACACAUUUGACACCAGGGUUUAGAAAAAGUCCAAUUCUCAAUGUCACUUUAAGUGUGGAAGAUUGACAUGACCUGGGCCCAGUUGCACAAAAUCCCUGACCACUCCAUGUAAGGCUGUAAAAUGCCCUGACACCUGAGCCCUGGUGAAGAUUUUUGGGUGGAAAAGAAAAGUAGAAACACACUAGAUCAACAUAGACUGUUUAGUAUCGAAGUCUGGAUGUGUGCCUUGUCAGAUUCAGCUUCACCUGAAGUGACUGACCAAUCAAUGUGGCAACAAAGGGUGUGCCAAAGCAUUGCCAUGAAUUGCAGUUUCUCCAUCUGGUUCCUGGUAGCAGUGGUAAGGAAUACACUGAAUUUCUUUUGGGGUGCUCAAGUUCUGAAACUAUCAGUACGCUUCAACACUACCUUAGCUAACUGUACAAAGAUGCAAUAUUGCAGUUGCAAUAUUUGACUAUAUUUGUAAAAAUGUUUGGGUUCAGAUUCUGUUGUACAUGGGAGAUUAAAACGUUAUUGGAGGA